AUGGCGGCAGCGAUGUCGAGCAUGUGCCAAAAGCUCUUGGAGAACAUCGCCGCACCAUUGGUCGAGCCGAAGGUCGCCGCAGCGACCGAAGGAGCCCUUUCAGAAGGGUGUAUCAUGGAUUAUAUCUCUUCUUUCGAUAUUCGACUACAAAAAGAUGUUUAUUAUGCUGGGGAACAGGUUCAGGGCACUGUACUACUCGAGAAUACAGAGAAUAUCAAGAUUCGAGGCAUUCGUGUCUUGCUGCGCGGCAAAGUGCACGCAAUUUUGAAAGUGGUGAAAUCGGGUGAGAGACGAACGGUGAAAGAUGAUCAAUAUGUACUCGAUGAGAAGACGUUGAUCUGGGGAAAAGACAAAUCGGAUGACUCGGACUCAAUCCCGAUUCUCCCGCGAGGAAUGCAUCAAUUCCCUUUCCAUUUCUCCCUUCCACAAACCACUCUCCCGUGUUCUUACGAGAGUCGAUAUGGAACGAUUCGAUACUAUAUUAAGGUGAUAAUUGACGUACCCUAUGCGAGCUCUCCCCAAGGAAUCAAGUAUUUCACGAUCAUCGGUCCGCAUAUCGAUUGCAUGGAGGAAAAGUAUUUGCAACCUUUAACGGGUCAAGAUCGGAAAGUGACAUGUUGUUGGUGUUGUCAGAGGGGAGCGCUCGCAUUAAGAAUCACCCUUGAUCGAACAGCCUAUGUUUGCGGGGAGAAUGUGCGGGUACGGGCACAGGUGGAGAACCGGCAGCGCUCUCAGCAAGUGAUCAGCAUAAAGAUGACCCAGCACGUCGAGUAUUUCAUCGAGAAAGGCGUCUUGGGAGAGAGCAAAUCACAAGUAUGCACUGUUUUCGAGCACAAAUCUCCGCCAAUCUCUGCAAACUCGACGGGAAAAUACGAUUCAACGCUCGAGCACCCGAUUCGUCUCCCAAUGGUCCCUCCAACUCUGAUCGGAGUCUGCCGAUUGAUACAAAUCUACUAUAUUCUUCGGGUGUGUCUAGAGGACGAAAAGGGAAACGAGUGCCUCCAUUUGGAUUUCCCGCUCACCGUCGCCACCGUUCCCUAUCGGAUCCCGAACGCCGCCCCAUCACCCAUGGAUUACGACUUUUGCGUGAACCACGUCGAGGGUGGGAAAUACGUGAGUCCUGAGUUUCGAUUGGGUCAAGUGUAUGAUGGGGAGAAUCUCGCUGGAGAGGAUGAGGUAGUUCUUUACCGGCCAGUGUACGCGCGAAUAUCCGACCGAAAGCUGGGCGCUUCGCCGCGGUACAGUCGCGAAUUUCGGGGAUCCUGCACAAAAAUCGCCGACAGUUGUCAAUCUAUCAUCACUGAAGUGAAUGGCGGGCAAAGAAGGGUGAGCAAUGUGCAUACACCGGCUGAUGAAAAGGAUAGACAUGAGCACUUUGCUACCGUUGAUCGAACUGACUCCACCGCCGACAUCGACGCCAUUCAACCAUUGAUCCACAAAAAAGCCACU
Messenger RNA from Mesorhabditis belari, 1449 nucleotides. The record is from the annotation of a GenBank genome assembly. NCBI's taxonomy places the organism in Eukaryota, Metazoa, Nematoda, Chromadorea, Rhabditida, Rhabditidae.